AGGAUUUACUUUUGAUAUUCAGCUUCCUCCCAAUUUUCUUCGAUUAGUAUCGCAACAUCACUAUUCCCACGCAAGAUUUGGCCUUAAACAACGCAUUCCUAUCUUACCAUUCCUGAAACUCUCAUUGAGAGCUAAAGGUAUCGUAUCGAGCAUUUGCGUCCGAAAUUGGUGAGAGAAAAUCCCGAGGCCGAGCAAGUGAGCCCUCUCACCGAUAUGUCCGCGUGCUCUCCAACAAUAUGGCAAGUGAAAUAAAAUGGAAUAAAUAUGCUUGAUUUGCUUGAAGAGCGACAUAGCUCCAGGGGAAGAAAAGAGGAGAAAGUUUGACAGCUUUGAAACGGGCGAAAGAGGUUCAGUCAUAUAGUGUCCUGUCACUACCGCUAAGUCCUUCGAUACUUUCUAUGCCCCUUAUGACCGCCCUUUGACAAUAGUCGGGUCUGCGUUGCCUCCAAAAUAUUCGCCUGGUCUUACAGACUUUAUGGCGAAGUUGAAAAUUACUCGCCAAAGGAGUCUUUUGCGAGUUUAAACUAGCGGAGGAGUGGCGGAAAAAUAUCCAGCAAAAGAUCCUUGGUUAUAUCAAGCGAACUUAUACUCCACCUUACACAGCACGCAGCGUAAACCACCCUGCGAAAGAAAUAAAAGCCCAAUGAAAUAGGAUAUACACGCUUUCCAAUUAUCAAAGCCAACACCCGCCCGGUUGGACGACUACUAUUGGCGAAAGGCCGGAACGCUAGGUAUCUCAACUAACAAUAAAGAAAACGCAUACAAUGCAAUUAACGUCCAUAAAAUAUAUGUAACCAGACAGGAAUACAAUAUGUUAGGGCGGCUGAUACCCUUGAACAAAGCGGAUUCGCACGAAAGGCGGCCAAACUAGGACGAACUCGGACACUUCCACCGGACAACCUGUCUCCGUAAGAUGGUUGGCUAGAAAAGAUUAUCUUCGGGGUAUCCGACUCUAAUAUCGAUCGCGUCAUGUUACACUCCAUUUGAAAACUAAUAAAACGACAAUUUGGCUAGAGACCAGGGCCAUUUGCGUUGAGACCUUAACCCCACGGCGUGGAAGAUAUCACUAACGAGGAAAACUGGCAAAUUUCACGUCAGUUCUUCAAGGUUCUGGAGGGUUUUCGGUCCAAUUAUAUAGUCAUAUCAUCUUCUCCCACAUUCCGCACUGGCUGUGGGUCCACGUGGGACAAAGGAAAGGGAUCAGAUUCAGUGAGCUUCUUGAGAAGUAUGCAUCACUACUAGUGCAGAUCUCUUCUCAGAGCCGCGCGAUAGAGUAUUGUCUUGAUACAUAGGUGAGUACUGACCGGGUUGUCAAUAGCUCAAGUAUAGUAGGUAGAUCGAAGGCGAUGAAUCGAAGCACCCCGCAUAAUAAUGAUUUAUUGGUUUAACGUUAUUCAUUGGAUACACAUUCGGUUUAGCCGGUGAGGUGGGUAGCGCAUUUCUCGGUAUAAAACAACAAUAGCUCGAUGCUCAUCGCAUUCAUAACGCAUACCAGCGAUAUCUCGGUCGUUGUACCAACGACCUAGGCACAGCUGCGGAGCUUUCCAUCUUCAUCAUUUAGCACGCCCGUUUCCGUUCCCGUUGGGACGAAUCCAGCUCAUACCCAAUCGCCAAGUGCGAAGAGAUAACAUCGCAGUGUUACAGUUGUCCACGGCUUCUAGCUAGCUUGGAAAUGGAUGUACACGUUACACUAGCACCUCCCGUGAGGUUGAGCUCUGUGGCCAUGGCAUGCCGGGUUGCUGGAAGGCAUAGCACGUUCAGCACCCGCCAUGCCGAGAGGACUCUCAACACAGCCAUAUAUCUCAAUGUUAUGGCAUUCGGCACCGAGACCGAGAAGAUUGCUUUCCGUAACUUCGUCACAACCACACUUAAACCCGUCAACGACAAUAAGACCAACCAGAGCUAUGACGCCAUGGAUCCCCAGCUGCAGCUUUGGAUCGCUGUAGUUGCUUAUGUGACCAUGAUAGAAAAAUACGAGACCAUCGUUGGCCCAUUCUCCGAAGAAGAGCGUGAUCAAGUCUACCAACAAUUCUCUAUAUUCCCCCACCGCCCUUCAAGUCCCACCAUCCAUGUGGCCGGAAAACGGCUCAGCUUUCAAACACGACGGAAGAACUGCCCGCCGAUGCUACGGACUCAAGAGCACGUGGUGGUUAAGAGCUCGAUUGAUGUAUCCUCUUUACCCGAAACUGGUCAGGACAUGGCAGAGGGGUUGUCACCUCUGGCUGAUGAGGCAGAGGUUCUUGAAGAGCGGGCUGGCGCAAAAUGGAAAGCUGUCUCUGGAAGCUUUAGCGGGAAAAAAGACAAAAAGAACGUGAAAAUAGAGUCGUGA
Messenger RNA from Blastomyces dermatitidis ER-3, 2329 nucleotides. RefSeq lists its product as uncharacterized. Lineage: Eukaryota; Fungi; Ascomycota; Eurotiomycetes; Onygenales; Ajellomycetaceae. Gene Ontology annotation, molecular function: oxidoreductase activity. Bases 1673 to 2329 code for a protein of 218 amino acids. The record is from RefSeq and is a predicted model, not a curated record. The transcript is spliced from 4 exons.